Neodiprion virginianus is the source of this 2338-nucleotide messenger RNA. Its product is annotated as heat shock 70 kDa protein 14-like. Gene Ontology annotation, biological process: cellular response to unfolded protein; protein refolding. The transcript is spliced from 5 exons. The coding region runs from base 66 to 1592 and encodes 508 amino acids. Gene Ontology annotation, cellular component: ribosome; cytoplasm. The record is from RefSeq and is a predicted model, not a curated record. Gene Ontology annotation, molecular function: heat shock protein binding; ATP binding; ATP-dependent protein folding chaperone. Lineage: Eukaryota; Metazoa; Arthropoda; Insecta; Hymenoptera; Diprionidae.
CCACGGUGUCGUAACUGAUCGUGAACCGAAUCCCGUUGCUUCGUGCUUCUACAGAAUGUACAAACAUGGCAUCGGUAGCCGCAUUCGGUCUUUAUUUAGGAAACACCUCAGCCUGUUUGGCGAUAUUUAAGGAUGACAACGUUGACGUCGUCGCAAACGAAGCCGGCGAGCGAGUCACCGCGGCUGUGGUCGCCUUCAACGAAACCGAAGAGGUGAUCGGCUUGGCGGCCAAGGCCGGACUUUUCAGGAAUGGUCCGGUCUCUGUAUUGAACAAUAAGAGAUUAAUGAAUAAAAACAUUGACGAGACGGAGCUGGAGUUAGCAGUAAAGAGUAGCACCUGUAAAAUAAUAACAGAGAAAGACACAGUACAAUAUUUAAUAAAGAGGAAUGAAAGGAUGGAGAAAAUACUUCCCGUCGAAGUUGCAACUAGAAUAUUCGAGGUCAUGUACAGUAUUUCCACUACCGCAGCACAUGAUGACAAUGAGCACAACGUCGUACUUUGCGUUCCGCUCAGAUUCAGUUCUGCUAGCAUUCAAAUGUGGAGCAAAUCUGCCUCCUCUGCUGGGUUCAGAGUUCUACAAGUUAUUAGCGAACCUGCGGCUGCGUGUUUGGCCUAUGGGAUUGGUCAAGACAGAAAAGAGUCAGGAUACGUGCUAGUCUACAGAAUAGGAGGUGUGAGCAGUGAGAUCACGUUGGUCAAAGUAGUCAGUGGCAUAUACCAGAUUGUAUCGACGUCGUACUACCACGAUUUAGGUGGUAACAAGUUGACGAAAAUUUUAGCUGAAUAUUUGGCAGGCGAGUUCAUGAGUAAAUGGAAAUUGGAUCCAAUGGAGAGCAGGAGAUCAAUGUCAAAGUUGAAUAUAGCCGCAGAGACGUGUAAACAUGUUUUGUCGACAAUGUCGACAGCGCACUGUUUUGUAGAAUCUUUGUGCGACGGAGUUGAUUUUAGCUAUAACAUAACUAGAGCUCGUUUUGAGAACUUGAUAAAUUCAAAUAUAUCGGAGUAUAUUGCACCCGUCGACAAAAUAUUAAAAGAAACAAAACUGGGCACAGAUGAUAUAAGCAAGAUUAUACUCAGCGGAGGUACAAUGAAGAUUCCAAAACUUCAGGAGAAAAUUGGCGCCCUUUUCUCUAACGGUGAAGUGUGCAGUGGAAAAUGGAGCCCUGACGAAUGUAUGGCGAUAGGUGCGGCUAUGCAGUCAGCCCUUCUGCUUUCCCAUGGAACGUGGGAUGAGAGUUUACAAUCCACAAACAUGGAAGUAAACGCCUUGCAGAAAUCCCUUUACAUACAAAUCGAAGAACUCAAACCAAUUAUUAUACCGGCAAAAACAGUCGUACCUAUAAAGCUACAAACACGUAUAGACGUACCUGAGGUCAAAGAUGGAAAAAUAAACCUCAAAAUAUACGAACAAGACUCGGAGGAUGUAGCAAGCCAAAAAAAAAUCGGACUGAUUUGCAUACCAGCCAACAGCGGAGCUCAGCUGAAAGUUGAUACGGAUUUAACCGAGGCCAGUUUACAUGUAAAUAUAACUGAUGCUAAGUCUGGCCAAAAAUCAUCGUUUCGUUUUGGCAUACAUGAAGAUGAUUCCUAACUAAAUUUGACCACUUAGAGUUUUAACUUAUGUAAUUAUAUUAUUAACUGCCCUUAAUUACUGUUGAAAUUUUAAUAAAUUCAGCAAUCAUUUCGUAAGUAAAAUGUUCAUUUGCCAUUUCCUGAAAUUAAUAAAUUAUUAGAUAUCACAAUAAUUUCUAUACCUCAGAACGGGCAUAAAUUUUUGGUAUUGAAACAGCAUAAUAACACUCAGCACGCAUUUAGUAAAACAAAAAUAUACAUAUAUAUAUAUAUUUACUAUUUACAUUUUAAAUUAUACAGGCAGUGGUAAGUAAAGUUAUUAUUCUGCAAAAGUAAAUGUCGUUGAAUAGUUUUGGGGUAAAGUAAGUACGCAUUAAAAUUAUAAAAAUUAUAUAUUAUUUUUCCUGCGAUUCAACGUUCGUUUUCUUCAAUCUUUAACAAAUUUCAAUAUCAAGCAAUAUUUGACACAUCUGGUUGUGUAAAUUACGCUGAUUAGAAAUUUUUAUCACUUUUCUAGAAUUGAUGCAAACGUUGAUUUGGUGUAUUUCCGUCAACUUUUUAGCGCUAUGGGCUCACGAUUUAAAGCUUAAACUGCAUAACUCAGUAAAAUAGCUUUGUAAUUCGAAUUUUUUUUGAUCAUUUCUUGUAGUGUAUUCUUGUAUAACUAACAUUUUCUAUUAUCAAUGAAAUUCACUUCAAAUUGAGUCUCGUUGUAACUAUUGCUUGUAUUUAUAAAAGGACAAUUUUAUAUAAAAACAAUAAAAA